This is a messenger RNA of Hyaloperonospora brassicae, 1713 nucleotides long. The record is from the annotation of a GenBank genome assembly. NCBI's taxonomy places the organism in Eukaryota, Oomycota, Peronosporomycetes, Peronosporales, Peronosporaceae.
AUGGAAUCGAGCGGUCGGGAGACUGCGCAGCGUCUGGACCGGCUUUCGUACGCGCACUCUGCUGCCUCGAGUUUUGGUAAAGACGAAUCGGAGCACGUUAUUGGCGACACUUUGUUGCAAAAGAGUGAGGACGAGGAAGGCCCGCAACUUCGAUCCGGUGACGUACCCAAUUUGUACCAGUGGCGUCAUAUCGGUCUACUUGUGCAAUACGCAUCCGUGGGUUUGGUCUACGGUGGACUGCCUCGCACUGUGUACCCGUUUCUGAAUAACUACCUGCACUUAGAUGGGUACCAGACGUUGUCGGCACGCGUGUUGCUAUCACUGCCGUGGUCGUUCAAAGUGGUCAUUGGUAUUGUGUCUGACUGUUUCCCCAUCUUGCGCUCGCGUCGCCGGGCAUACAUGGUCGUAGGGUGGCUGAUGUGCUCGAGCAUGCUGCUAGUUCUUGUUUUCGUACAUCAAGCGCCUCCUUUUUACAUCGACUCAAAGUUACGCGGCACAGACCUAUCAGAUUUGAGUCCUAGUGAGAUGCGUGGUCGAAUUAAUUGGCAAGCACCACACUCGGGCUCCCUCUACAUUGUGCUAAUGAUGCUGGCAAGCUUGGGCUACAUGAUCGCCGAUGUCGCUUCUGACGGUCUUGUUGUGGAAUUUGCGCAGCGGGAACCAGAACAUAUACGUGGCAACAUCCAGUCUACAGUCUACCUUGUGCGCAGUGUCUCAAUGAUUGUGGCAGCUCUUUUGGUUGGCUUUGGCUUGAACAGCGACGACUACGGAGGGUCGUUUACGUGGUCAUUCACGAUGAGUCAGUUGAUGCUGAUCUUUUCUUUACUGAGUUUAAUGGCCAUUCCUGCUGCGCUGUGGCUGGUGCAGGAGCCGUCGCUCGGUGAUCACGUACCGCACUUUGGCCAUUACAUGCACGGCUUAUGGUUGCUGAUUCAAAACUCCGCCAUGCUACAAAUUCUGGCUUACCGAUUUUUCAGCGGAAUUUUUGACGGCUUUGCAAUUACUGCAAGUGAUCCGAUUCAGCGGUACUGGGCCCAAGUGCGCCCACUUAACGAGAGCUUGUUCUCCGUGCUUGGACUUGUUGUAUUCAGUGCAGCGCUGUAUCUUACUAAGCGUAUUGGAUUGGGCUGGAGUUGGCGACGCGUCAUUGCUUGGACAACUGUAUCGGUCAUCAUGUUGGAUGCGAUCGUAGGCAUGCUGACCAUUUGGAAUGUGUGGCGCAGCCAGUGGUUCUGGCUGGGAACACCAAUUUUGGAAGAGCUGCCACAAGCUAUGAAUUUCCUUGUCUCCACAUUUGUUGUAGUGGAGCUGGCCGAGAUUGGCAACGAAGCUGCCGUGUACGGGCUGCUGACUACUGUGAGCAAUCUAUCCAGUCCGUUUUCCUCUUGCAUAUCAAAGAACGUCAACGCGCUGUUUGACGUGAGCGUGACCGACGUCAUUCACGACUCCGCACACGUGCGUUGGCAAGUCACGUGGACGUUCGUGAUCGCCUACAUGAUGAAGCUACUAUCACUCGCGUGGUUGCCAUUGCUUCCUCGUCAAAAACGUGAGACGCAAGCGCUGAAGCAACACGCGCGCCCAUGGUUCUGGGGAGGUGUCGCCAGCAUAUUUGUCUUCGUAUUUGCUCUAGUGUGGUCCGUCACGACAAAUCUACUCUCCGUCUUCUCGAGCACUGCGUGCCUCGUACUUGCUGGUGGAACUGGGUGCAAGUAA